Anguilla anguilla (European eel) is the source of this 5342-nucleotide messenger RNA. It is a transcript of the gene mitfa, whose product is annotated as melanocyte inducing transcription factor a. Gene Ontology annotation, biological process: regulation of transcription by RNA polymerase II; melanocyte differentiation. Bases 113 to 1693 code for a protein of 526 amino acids. The record is from RefSeq and is a predicted model, not a curated record. Gene Ontology annotation, cellular component: nucleus. The transcript is spliced from 10 exons. Gene Ontology annotation, molecular function: protein dimerization activity; DNA-binding transcription factor activity, RNA polymerase II-specific; RNA polymerase II cis-regulatory region sequence-specific DNA binding. NCBI's taxonomy places the organism in Eukaryota, Metazoa, Chordata, Actinopteri, Anguilliformes, Anguillidae.
AGCAGUUUACAAGCAUAUCGACUGGUACUGCGUGGUUUUGACUUGUCAAGCUACAUUUCUUGUUUUCUGUUUUCAUCUAUUGGCGCAACUUUUGACAUUGACAGCUAGAAGAAUGCAAUCAGAAUCUGGGAUAGUACCAGACUUUGAAGUCGGCGAAGAAUUCCACGAAGAACCAAAAACAUAUUACGAACUGAAAAGCCAGCCUUUGAAAAACAGUAAUCCGUCGGAGCAGCAUGGCUCCCCCAAGAGCGCGUCGAGCGCGUCGGCGAUGACCUCGCGGAUCCUGCUGCGGCAGCAGCUGAUGAGGGAGCAGCUUCAGGAGCAGGAGCGGCGGGAGCAGCAGAGACAGCAGGCCUCGCAGUUCCUGCAGCAGCAGCGCACCCCCGGCCCCCAGACCCCCGCCAUCAACGUCAGCUCGCCCCCCGGCCUGGCUCCCAAUGCCCAAGUCCCUAUGGAAGUUCUCAAGGUGCAGACCCACCUUGAAAACCCCACCAAGUACCACAUCCAGCAGGCCCAGCGGCAGCAGGUGAAGCAGUACCUGUCCACCACUCUGGGCAACAAGCUCACAAACCAGGCGGUCAGCUUGCCCUGCCCCAACCAGCCCUCCGAGCACGGGAUGCCCCCGGGGCCGGGAAACAGCGCCCCCAACAGCCCAAUGGCCUUACUGACUCUUAACUCCAACUGUGAGAAAGAGAUGGACGAUGUCAUUGAUGACAUUAUUAGCUUGGAAUCAAGUUACAAUGAUGAUAUCCUGGGACUUAUGGACCCUGGUCUUCAAAUGACCAAUACGCUUCCAGUAUCUGCCAACCUUCUUGAAAUGUAUAGCAACCAGGGGUUACCCCCACCUGGCCUAGCCAUUAGCAACUCCUGCCCCGCUAACCUAAACAACAUCAAAAGGGAAUUCUCAGUUAACCCAGCUCCUGCCAUGAUGCACGUUCUGGACAAGCCUGGAUCCUGUGGCAAGUUUGAAAACUAUCAAAGGCCUGAAGGGUUUCCCGUAGAAGCUGAAGUCAGAGCUCUUGCCAAGGAGAGGCAGAAGAAAGACAACCACAACUUAAUUGAGAGGAGGCGACGGUUUAACAUCAAUGAUCGCAUCAAAGAACUGGGAACCUUGAUUCCAAAAUCAAAUGAUCCGGACAUGAGAUGGAACAAGGGAACCAUUCUGAAGGCCUCUGUAGACUACAUCAGGAAGCUUCAGCGCGAGCAGCAGAGAGCCAAGGAGCUGGAGAACAGGCAGAAGAGACUGGAGCAUGCUAACAGGCACCUGAUGCUGCGGAUACAGGAGCUGGAGAUGCAGGCUCGGGCUCACGGACUGGCGGUGGUGGCCUCCUCCGCGCUCUGCUCCUCAGAACUGGCUGCUCGAGCCAUCAAGCAGGAGCCCGUCCUGGGAGACUGCAACCAGGACCUGUACCCGCACCAGCACCACUCGGCAUCGGACCUGUCCCGGCCAACCACGCUGGACCUCUCCGACGGAACCAUCAGCUUCAGCGACGGGAACGGCAGCGCCGGCGACUCCGGGGCCUACAGCACCCCUUCCAAAGCGGCCUCCAAGCUGGAGGACAUGCUGAUGGACAACACCCUGUCGCCCGUCCAGGCCAGCGACCCCCUGCUGGGCUCCAUCUCCCAGGGCAACUCCAGCGACAGCAGCCGGCGGAGCAGCAUAAGCAUGGAGGAGAACGAUCGCGGGUGUUAGCGCUACCCACUAGCUCAAACUCUACUAACAUUUUACACCGUAACACCUCUGCUGCAGCGCCCUCUGCUGGUGGCAGGUAACAUCACUCCCGUGAAAUAUAUUGUCGACAAUUAUUGCAAAAAUGUCUUCCACACUCCAAGUUGAAGGUUACAGACAGUGGUGUUUUAUGCAAAUAUUUUUUACUUUACCCUUUUUAUGUUCGGGGGGGUGGGGUGGGGGAUCUGGUUUUCUUUGUUAUGCAAUCUAUCUGGCUGUGUAACAAACUCAGUCAAGAUAUCUAAAGGAGUACUAUAUUGUCCGUAACUGAAAUGCUGACAAAGGACAAAAAUCAAACAGAAGCCUCACUUUUCAGCAAAAAAAAAAAAAAAAGAAAACUCAUUAUAUCAUCCUAAGUUAUUUCUCCUAUAUAUUUUUUAACUUAUUUGCUGUCACAAAACAAGACCACUGCACAUAUUGAUGGAAUGACUGAAUAUGACCAUAAAAGCACAACAUACAAUAGAACCAUUAUGUGCAGAAAUGCUAUUUUAAAAAAUAGAUGUUGCUUAUAUUUUUUAUUGAUUCCCAAUUCUAACCUCUUGGAAUUAGCAGUAUGUUCAUAAACAAUUAUUAUAACAAAGAUAACCUCUAUAUGCAGAUAUUGCCUUUGUUGAAUGUAAAUCUGUUCCAGAAGGUAUAUACAAUGCCUGCUAUUAAACACAUACUUACUAUUGAACUAAUUGUUCAUUUGAUCAAAACGUGCAGUACUUAAACAACAUAGAUAUUUAAUUAUGUACGGUUUGAUUAUGAAAUGUGAUUAUAACAUUUAGAAAGUGACCUUAGUUUUUUUUUAACUGCCAUUGAUAUUACUAAAAUUCUUUGGGGAGAAAAAACCCCUGCAAUGAUCACCAAAAAUAAGUGGACUGAAAGUCAUUGUGCAUGUAUGCGCUUGUUACGUUCACAGCACUAUGUGAACAUCCCGCUGGGGGUGCAAAAGUGUAGAUCUUACAGCUACAUGAUUCCUGCAAAGAUCUGUUAGAUUUAUUUCAUUUGAACUGAAUCUACAUUAAAUUAUUCUUUCCAAAAUGAGCUCCCUGUGACCUCCCAGAAAAUGGCUACCAUGCCAUUCAGAACGUUUGUCUUGCGUAUUUAUAAAAUAAACUCAGUAGUAAAAAAAUUGACAUGCUAUUUGCCCCCACAACUGCUGCCCCUCAUUAUACACUUCAUGGAUGGUCUUUGUGAGCCUCAGGGGACCUCAGUCAUACAGGCCAAAGGUCACUCGUUUUGUUACUUCUGUUUUAGCAGAUUGAAUAUUUCCAUCCUGUACUGCACAAAGCGCCUCAGGAGCUUCCAUGUGCACAAAUCCUUCAGACUGUUCCUUUUAAGUCAUUGUCAAAUAGGAAAUAUAUUUCUCUUUAGUUAAUCUGAAAAAAAACUGCACACGGUUACAUAUAGCAUAAUCUAAGGAUCUUGUAUAUUCUAUAUGAUUCUAUAUAACAAAAUGAAACUUGUUCAACAGAGCUGCCUCUGAGGGUGGAUGAAAAUGAACUCUUUCACAUUCUAGCGUAGCUCUCAUGACUGUAUACACCCAUAAGAUGGAGCCGUGGGGGGUAGUAGCUUCUUUCAGGCUCCAGCUCUUGGUCUUGACUGUCUCUGCACAUCACAAGAUGCUGCACUGCUAUUGGUUGAUGUAUUUCUGUGAUUUUAUUUGGCGUGCCCUGCUUUCAUUUUCUUGCAUGAGGUAGACCUACGGGUUAGCUGUUGCUCUGCAGACGUCCUUUACAACAUGUGUCAUGUUCUCUUGAAAGGAGGAAGCAAUACUCUGCAAAACUCUGGAAUCCCCAAGUCUGCCAUUCCAUUACUUGCUAUUUCAAAGGAUCUGUUGACUUAUAUUGCUGUAUUUGAGACUCUUAUUUUGUCUUUUAAUCAUGGAAAUAAUACCUCCUGCAAUGCUCAUUAACUCAAGAACUCCAUCUGUCUAAGGAAAGGAAAACUUCUUUCGUUGAUCUCUUCCUAACAUUUAAAUUAUUUCACGUUGUUGCACGGUGCUUUGUUUGGCAUUCCUUGCCCUCUGCCAUUGUGUUUAACGGUAGUAUUUAGGGUAUGUAUUCUUUUAUUUUUUUUUAAACUGUACGAGUGUUUAUAUUGUUCUGGACUAUAGGGAGACUUGUGGAUUUAAAUGUAAGAUAUUUGCAUUAGUGUUAACACUGGAAGGAAUGUUAAUUCAAGGACUGAAACAGAGAUUGGUAGACAACGUUUUGAAUAUUCUAACAAUCAUACUUAGAGUAUAUAUGUAUACAUGGUAUUGUAUGACUGAUUGUAGUUAAAUAAGUAACUAAGGCUUGAUUGCUAUAUUUCUACUGUUUAAUGUUGUUCAAGUGUAGCAAAGUAUUUAGAACUAUGCCUUCAUGACAGUAACUGUUAAAAUGUUGGAUAUAUUGGUUAGCUCUAUAUUGCAGUUUGAGGUGAAAAAGUCUCUCCAGAUAACUGUUACCUAAUAGGUGUCCUUUUUACCAAAUGACAUUGUUGUGAACGUAGUUUCGAUGCAUUAUCUACAGCACUGUAGAACUAUGCAAUUAAGAUACCGUAUUUGUAUUUGAAUAUUUAUCGUGCCUGUGUUUUACAAAGACAUUGAGAUGCCAUGCUGGAGAGUCGGAUUUUUGUGUAUACUGAAUAAUGUGAUGAAAACGACUGAGAGAGUUAGUUCAGAAUGAAGUGCCUUACAUUUCAGAAGUAGGUCUUUUUAUCUUGCACUGACUGAAGAAGUAUAGGCUUUUGUGAUGAGGAGUUCUGGUUGGUGUACUGCUCUUGCUGAUGGGUGCAGAUUGGACAGUUGUGGUGACUUUUAACCAGUCAGAUGAUUGUCGGCACGGCAGUCAGCUGAACGGCUAUGUAAUGCAAGGGAGAAAGGGACCACGCACCUUGCAGUGGUGGAAGUAGGUUCCCUUUCUACACAACACUUUUCAGUGCAUGAAAAGGUUUAAUGUGGCUUAAUCUGUAGCAAUACCCAUUAGUGUUGUCUCCCAUGACCACUGCGUUUGAGAACACUGAAAGAUACCUCUCACGAAUGUCAGUCAGGCUCCAAUAGCACGCUGGUCUCAACAUAGCCUUCAGCAUAGCCUUAAAAUACAACUAUUAAAUAAAACUAUAUAAUCUGUACAUUCACUCUUUCUCAAAGAGUGUUUCUUUUUGUCUGAAUGUGAUCUUAUAUGGACUGCCAAAACUUGUUGCCAAAAUAAAUGUGACCGAGGUGUGUAAUGCAAUAGACUACUUUAUUGAAAUAUGUAUUUUUUUUUUUUUGUUUCUAGCAGAUGAUGUUACUGUUUCUUCAGGCCAUAUUGUCCAAAGUACAGUACAAAAGCAAUAGUUUCAAAGUGGUUGCAAUCAGAGACCAUGGGUAAAGCACAAAGGAUAUGCACUUACAGGGAUGUUCUCAAAAUAAACCAUGCACUGGAGCAAUGCCCUCUUGGACCCAGCACACGUCAGCCUGACGUUCACCCACCAGGUGGCGCUCACAUACGGUCUCUCUGGAGACCCCUUGGUACUGUAAGGUGAUCGAUGCCUGCAUGACCCUGAUCCAUGUCAGAUACAGAUCAGAGAUAACGCUGUUUUCUUUGAAAGUGAAUGUGGAAACAUUGUCAUGAUAGACACAUUAAAGUACAUGGUUUUCACA